This is a messenger RNA of Emiliania huxleyi CCMP1516, 694 nucleotides long. RefSeq lists its product as hypothetical. The record is from RefSeq and is a predicted model, not a curated record. The coding region runs from base 47 to 556 and encodes 169 amino acids. The transcript has a single exon. NCBI's taxonomy places the organism in Eukaryota, Haptophyta, Isochrysidales, Noelaerhabdaceae.
UGCACGCAAACAGCGCGCAGCAGACGCGGGCGGCAUCGAGUUGGCUAUGGCGGCGCUGCAGGCGCACCCGCAGGAUGUGGGUGUGCAGGAGUUUGGCUGUUUGGCGCUGGCCAAAGUGUGCUCCGGCACCGACGCCGCAGCGUUCGCACGCAAGCAGCGCGCAGCAAACGUGGGUGGCAUCGAGUUGGUCGUGGCGGCGAUGCAGGCGCACCCGCAGUUGGCGGGCGUGCAGCAGUAUGGCUGCUUGGCGAUGAACAACGUGUGCUUCGGCACCGACGCCGCAGGGCUCGCACGCAAGCAGCGCGCAGCAGACGCGGGCGGCAUCGAGGUGGCUUUGGCGGCGAUGCAGGCGCACCUGCUGGUGGCGGGCGUGCAGCAGAAUGGCUGUUUGGCGCUGGUCAACGUGUGCGUCGGCAGCGACGCCGCAGCGCGGGCGCGGAGGCAGCGAGGUGUGACUGCGGGCGCGACCGAGGCGGUGGUAGGGGCUAUGCAGGCGCACCCGGGCGUCGCAGCUGUUCAGAGGCAGGGGCAAAAUGUGCGCGAUCUUCUUGCCUGAAGGGAUCCGGCCCACGCGGACCAAAAGAGCACAACAUGAACCGGCACGCAUAGGCUCCGGUCUGAGCGGUCUGUGGGAAGAAGUGCUUGCGCCAUCUCGAAGACAUUUUCCGUCUCCAAAUAAUUGUUUUGGUGCGCU